Molecule: messenger RNA, 2345 nt
Organism: Carassius carassius (crucian carp)
Lineage: Eukaryota; Metazoa; Chordata; Actinopteri; Cypriniformes; Cyprinidae
Product: protein lifeguard 1-like
Exons: 7
Coding region: 171-1241 (356 amino acids)
Biological process (GO): negative regulation of apoptotic signaling pathway
Cellular component (GO): endoplasmic reticulum; membrane; Golgi apparatus
Source: RefSeq, a predicted model, not a curated record
AGAGUCGCGGUGGGCGUGGCUAACGGAUUCAGAGCAGACAAGCAUUAUUACUGCAGCCAACGUAGACGCUAACCAACACGGACUCUGUUUUUGUUGUCAUUUAGCAAACAAACGUUGUAUUUUGCUGCGCGUUUCAUAUACUGAAGGGAUUCAAGUGAGGGGAAAGAGACAUGUCCCAGGACAAGCCAAACUAUCCUAUAAUGGGGGAGAAUAACCCCCUUCACAACAGUGUCUAUGGGCCACCCAAAAUUGAUGCUUUUGGAAUGCCUCCACCCAACUAUAGCCAGGGUCCAGGGGCACCUCCGUAUGCAGCACCAGGACCUUACGCCCAGCCCGGUUACGAGCAGCCUCCGGCACCAGGUUUUGGCCCUAGUCCGUACCCACAGGGGCCCUAUGUUCAGGGUCCCUAUGUUCAGGGGCCCUAUGUUCAGGGGCCAUACCCUCAGAGUCCAUACCAGCAGGGGCCCGGCCAGCCUGCCUUUGGUGUAGAUCCUAAUGCUUCUGUGGAGAGCCCUGGAUACCACGGUGGAGAUGGACCCCCCUCUUACGAUGGCAAUGAUGAGUUUGUGAACUUUGGCUGGGAAGAUAAGAGUAUCCGACGGGCCUUUAUUAGAAAGGUGUUUAUGGUCUUGACCGUGCAGCUGUUGAUCACCUUCUCUUUUGUUGCCGUUUUCACCUUUGUAACUGAUGUCAAAGUGUUUGUACGGAGAAAUAAGUGGACGUACUAUGUGUCCUACGUUGUCUUCUUUGUUUCACUGAUCGUUCUCAGCUGCUGUGGAGAGUUUCGCCGCAAACACCCAUGGAACCUGGUGGCACUGUCCAUCUUGACCCUGAGUCUGUCCUAUAUGGUUGGAAUGAUUGCCAGCUUCCAUAAUACAGAUGCAGUUAUCAUGGCAGUUGGCAUCACUGCGGUGGUCUGUUUCACAGUUGUGCUUUUCUCACUGCAGAGCAAAUAUGACUUCACUUCCUGCUAUGGUGUUCUUUUUGUCUGUAUGAUUGUCCUGCUCCUGGCCUCUCUCCUCUGCAUCUUCAUCCAAAAUAAAAUUCUCCACAUUGUCUACGCCUCGCUCGGGGCCCUGCUGUUCACUUGUUUCCUGGCUGUGGACACCCAGCUUCUCCUGGGCAACAAGAAGUUGUCCAUUAGCCCAGAGGAAUACGUCUUUGCAGCUCUUAACCUUUACACUGACAUCAUCAACAUCUUCCUUUACAUCCUAGCCCUUGUGGGUCAUACCAAGGAAUGAAUGCAUUCCCUUCCUGUGAGAAGAGGGAAUGCAGUCCACUUUGCACGGAAUGAUGUACCACCUCACAUCUCAUCACUUUUCCUCAUAUGCUUCAUUUAUUUGUCUUUCACAUUCCCUGUAUGUCAACAUGUACAGGCUGAUCAGGCCAUAAGCUCUUUGUCCUUUUCAAAUUGGCAGUUGCAAACUCCACUGGCAAUUUAUUUAAAUGGCGUGGCCGAAAUUCACUCAACUAACCUUUGCACAUGGCCUGGUUGACAAUGAGGGAGCAAGAAAGCAAAUAUCAGUGAGUGGAGAUUUGUAUGGCAGAGAAAUGAACAUUACUGAUACUAAUGUGCUCCACUAGUCAAUAUAACGUCUCUGCAUGAUAGUCUAACACAGCUAAAAAUGUCAGACAGACAUAUAGAUACUUCUCCAAACAUUUGAAUAUAUUCAGAAGCUGUAAAUCAGAUAAAGCGCACGCCUCUCUAGUUCUAGGCAUGAAUAUCUGAAUAUCUGGCCAUGCUGCUCACUAAUGUGUGCAUUUCUAUUUGAUAACAUUAAUGCUUUGCAAAAUAAUACCACCAAUAUCUAUACACUCCAAGAUGACAAACGUUUGUUCAGUUGACUAUUAUCUACAGUAUAACUAUGAGAAGUAAAAUAAAGCCUGUAUAUAGUUUGUCUUUCAGUUUUUUGAGAGGAAGGUGAGCUUGUGAGGUUGUCCUGAAAAACUUAAAUCUUCCCAAAGGUCAGUAUUUGAGGCUCAAACACUACAUGACUCUUUUCCUCCUUUUAAUGCUGACUACUUGACACAUUUUUUGUAGUGUAUAUGUGUGUGCAAAUGAGGUAAAAAGAUGUAUGACCUUAUUUUAAUAAAUGUGAAUGGAAUAUUGGAUUUAUUUGAUGCUUUGCAUGUUACCUUGCAAAAAUGUUCCACGUGCUGGAGAAUAACAGGAUAUUUUUAGGAUAAUUCUUGCAUUUGAUGUUUUUGUGGUUAUUUAUAAGUUAUUUAUUAAAAUGCCAGAGGAAGCAAUAGACUGCUGGGUAAUGGGAAAAUUGUAAUGAACAUGGUAAAUUUAAGAGUGAUACAUUAAAUCAAUAAUAAUAAAAAAAAACACUUAACAUUGA